AUGAGUAAAUCCGACCUCGACUACGGUGUCAAUACCACCGUCUCGCAUGGUGCCGAUCUCGAAGCCUCUUGGAGCAGACACCAUGACCAUGAGGGCGACUUUGUCACCCAGCUCGAGAACAACAACCUCGCCCGAGGUUUGCGUCAGCGCCACAUCCAGAUGAUUGCCAUCGCCGGUGCCAUUGGAACAGGACUUUUCCUCGGACUCGGCGGCUCGAUUCAAACCGGUGGUCCUCUCGGUGCGCUUUUGGGCUAUGCGACUGUUGGAUGUAUCGUCUGUGCAGUGCAGUUCGCGCUGGGAGAAGUCGCGGCGCUCCUGCCGGUUACUGGUUCCUUCGUCAGACAUGCUGAGUUUCUGGUUGAUCCGGCGUUUGGCUUUGCAAUUGGGUUGAACAUCGUGUACGGGAACUUGCUGUCCGUCCCGGCGGAAAUUUCGGCCAUUUGCGUAUUGUUUCAAUACUGGACCGACCUGAAUCCUGCGGUGUGGAUCUGCAUAUUCAUCGUCAUCACCUUCGUGGUUGGUAUCUCGUUCGUGGGAAUCUAUGGAGAGAUCGAAUUCUUCUUUGCCUGCUUGAAGAUUCUCCUCGUCGUCUUCUUGAUCAUCUUUGGUCUGGUCAUCGAUCUUGGAGGAAUCCCGGGCCAAGAGCGCGUUGGAUUCAGGUACUGGAAGCAGCCAGGCCCCUUCGUUGAGUACAUCGCCUCCGGACCCUGGGGUCAAUUCUUAGGCUAUUGGGCUGUGAUGACGAACGCGGUCUUCAGUUUCGCGGGUGUUGAGAGUUUGGCGAUGGCGGCUGCUGAAACGCAGAAUCCGCGCCGAAACAUUCCAAAGGCUUGCAAGAAGGUCUUUGCUCGUGUCUUGAUCUUCUAUAUCCUAGCUGUUCUCAUCGUUGGUAUGAUCGUAGCAUCCGACGACCCUCGCCUCAACGACCAAUCCGGCGAUGCAACACAGAGUCCCUUCGUCAUCGUCGCUUCAGCCGCCGGCAUCAAGGCCAUCCCUUCGGUCGUCAACGCCGUCGUCAUUACCUCUGCAUGGUCUUCUUCCAACCAAGCGCUUCUCUCAGGCACCCGUGUCCUCUAUGGUCUCGCCAUUAAAGGACAGGCACCGAAGAUCUUCUUGCGGACUACUUCCUGGGGCGUACCAUACGUCUGCGUGUGCUUCAACACAUGUUUCAUGUUCCUCGCAUUCAUGGCGCUUUCAAGCAGUGCCAUGACUGUCUUCUGGUGGCUGGUCGAUUUGACUGCUGCUGGAGUGCUUGUAUCCUGGUCCUCGAUCCUGUUCAACCACAUCCGCCUUACCCAAGCGAUGAAAAAGCAAGGCAUCUCGCGCACCGAACUGCCGUUCCACAACAGCUGGACACCGUACUCGUCGCCGAUUGCGCUGUUCAUGUGCCUCACUAUCUUGCUUACUGGUGGGUUCUCGAAUUUUACGAAGGGUGGCUGGUCGACAAGUAGCUUCGUGUCGUCGUACUUGGAUAUUCCGCUUGUCAUUGCUGCAUUUCUGCUGUGGAAGUUCAUUAAAGGGACGAAGAUGGUGGAUUUGGCGGAUGUGCCGAUAAGGGCGGCACUUGAGCAGGUGGCGGCGAACCCUGAGCCGCUGGAACCGAAGUCUACGGGCUGGAGAAAGGUGGUGAACUUUCUAUGGGACUAA
This is a messenger RNA of Macroventuria anomochaeta, 1647 nucleotides long. Its product is annotated as amino acid permease-like protein. Gene Ontology annotation, biological process: amino acid transmembrane transport. The transcript is spliced from 2 exons. NCBI's taxonomy places the organism in Eukaryota, Fungi, Ascomycota, Dothideomycetes, Pleosporales, Didymellaceae. Bases 1 to 1647 code for a protein of 548 amino acids. The record is from RefSeq and is a predicted model, not a curated record. Gene Ontology annotation, molecular function: amino acid transmembrane transporter activity. Gene Ontology annotation, cellular component: membrane.